AUGACGAAUGUACUAAUGAAGGAAGGUUUGUUUACAAAUCUUCCGGAAGAUAUCACUAGAGAUAUCCUCCGGAGACUCCCCAUCAGAAGCAUUGCAAGGUGCAAGUGUGUUUGUAAGUCAUGGCGCCAGUUUGCUACGUCGAAAUCAGGCCUGGUUUUCGCCAAUGAAGACACGGGGUUCACGUUCUGCGAUGAGGUCUUCCAACCACUUUGCCAAUUCCGGUUGCCUCUUUGUCGCGGCUAUAGUUAUCGUUACGUGAUUGGAUCAGCCGAUGGAUUUAUUUUGGUGUGUGCUGCAGGCAAAAAUAUUUGUGAGAUUCUUUGCCUAUGCAAUCCAAUUACUCGGGAAUAUAUUGAGCUUCCUGCCCUGCCUGGUGCAUAUGUUUUUAACUAUGUAUAUGGAUUUGGAGUGAGUAAAUUAAGUGGACAAUAUAAGAUUUUAUUUAGCAGUCACAGGUCAUGUUUUGUGUACACUCUAGGAAAAAUUGAGUAUUGGAGAAGGAUCUCAGUAGCACCAGGCAACCCUUGUAUGCAUCGUGAUAAAGCUGUAUUUUUUAAUGGAAAUCUUCAUUGGUUGACAUCUGAUUCGAGUAAUCUUUUUGUAUGUUGUCUUGAUCUUGAAACCGAACUCUUUACUAGAUAUUCUAUUCCUUCUCGUGAUUAUGGUAGCCAUGGAUAUGAUACAUAUAUCGGUACUAGAUAUUAUCUCUAUGUUCUAGAGGGUCGGCUAUGUUUAAGCAAAUAUAUAUCUCCUCAUGGAAUUGUAAUUUGGAGGAUGGAGAACUACGGUGAUGAGAAUUCCUGGAUAAAGGAAUACACCCUCGAAAACUUUUGUGGACAUUUUUAUCCGCUCGUUUCGUUAAAUGGUGACUUGAUCUUUGCAUCUAUUAUUAGACAUGAUCGUCAACUAUUAGUCUACUCCAAAAACACUGAACCUCUUGUGACAUAUCGACGAUAUCCCUAUUCUCGUUUAUAUUCCAGUGUCAAUAUUUACACCCCAAGCUUUAUUUCGCUCGAGACCAUGGGUAUUCAUAAUGUUCAAAUCCUGAAGAAUAAUGUUGGUGUAGCCUUAGUAAAGGUUCCGGAGAUGAUUGGUGAUUUGAAGGAAAAGAACUGGCUGGCAGCCGGAGUUUCGACAAUUGCUACUGUGUUCGUUGCGGCUGGCUGGCUGGCGGUCGGAUUUUCGACAAUUGCUACGUGCACAAACAACGAUUCAAGCGCUUUUUCUAUCCUUUAUUGA
Molecule: messenger RNA, 1239 nt
Organism: Salvia hispanica
Lineage: Eukaryota; Viridiplantae; Streptophyta; Magnoliopsida; Lamiales; Lamiaceae
Source: RefSeq, a predicted model, not a curated record